ACUGUUGGAAACGGAAACAUUUCUGUUUUUGAUCGAAAAUUUCCGUGGUGUUUUGCGAUCGUUUAAUAAGCAUCCGUACAGUUAGUGUAUGUGUUUAUUGUAGAUAAAAUCGUUAGAUUUUUUUUCUUUCUAUUCAUUAAACUGAUUAGAAGUCGUUUUGAAACGGAGUAAACAAUUUCAAUGUUGCAUAAUAUGUAUUCAUUAUAGAUUUCUCGUGGUUUUUAUUAUUAAUUUUUGUGAAUAGUUGAUGGUGAUAAGUAUGGGAAAUAUGGGUUGCUGUUUUAGUUGUUUUAAUACUAAUGAAAAUAAAUCUCAGUCAGGAGAACCAAAUGAACGUACCACACUCUUAGGAAAUCCUGUUAGCAAUAAUUCAAGCAGGCCUUUAUUUAGUCAAGACUUCUCAGAUGUGGUUUCUGGUCAAUUAGGAGAUGAGCAAGCUGCCCUAAAUAAAAUAUUGCACCAAACAGCAGUUGAUAUCAUAGAUGUAUCGGCUAUUCCUACUCACAUUGAGCAAAAAGAUUUCAUUGAUCGCUCCAAACUUUACCAGAAGAAAAUUCUUACCCUACACUUAUUUCAUCGGAAAAAUGACAAGCAUUUGCUCAAGGACCUUCCGAUGCCUGAGAAAAUUUUGUCAGAGCCUCCACUUCUUUUAGCAGAUUUUAGAAUGAUGGAAGAAAUAUUUAAGGAUGUUGAAGAAGCUCUAAAAGCAGUUGAAAUCGAACCCCAAGGAGAUCUUGUAUCCAAAUUUGGUUUAUCUUGAAAAUUCAUCAUUGAGAAAUCUUUUUAAUGUUUCUUUGUUUAAUUUUAAAUUUUGACUUGGCAUUUUUUUUGCAUUUACAUUUAUGAUUUUGUUGAGUUUUAUAAAUGGUCAUGUGAUAAAAAUGCUAUUAUUCUUCCAUCCUCUCUCCCUAAAAGAAAAACAAAAAAAAACAAAGCUGUGUAUGAAUUUCAAACUUUUUUUUUAUUAUCAUGUAUGUUUCACAAUGUUGUAUUGUGUUACCAGCUAUCUCAAAAUAGUAGUAACUCUAAGAAUGGAUCAAGUCCUAUAGGCAGAGUGAAGUUUUAUAUGCAUGUAUUUAAGUCAUUGAAAUUGUUUAGUUAGGUGAAUUAUAUGUCGUUUGAACUUAUAUUUUUUCUCUGUUUGUUUUAAAAUAGAAAAAAAUAUGUUACUUUUAUUUUUACCAUAGUUAAAUACUAAAAUAAUUGAUACAUAACAUAACCAUAAAAAAUUGCUGAUAUGUUACUGCACAAUGCACAUAUAAAAAUCUUUUUUGUAUGUACAUUAAUUUAUUAAGUCAAUUUCCUUUUUUUAAGUAUGUAAAAUUGAAAUUGCAGCAGAAGUGUUAGUUUUUCCAUUUAAAAACCUCUUAUCACUUUCUUUUAGUAAUUUUCAAUUAUACUGAUAUACCUGAUAACUAUUGAUUUGUUUAUUUUUUUACAAAACGUGGUCUGUUAUUAAUUUUAUGUGUGUUAUCCAUUGUUUGUGAGUUUUUCUUUUCACAAUUAAAACUAUAGAAAAGUUAUUCUGUAAAACCUUUUUAUAGUAAUAACGAUUUCUUUUUGUCACAUUAAGAGAAUCAAAAUGUGUUACAGUCAAAGGAUAGUUUCAGCUAAAGAAACAUAAAGGUGAAAGAUACUGUAUCAAUAUAGUUCAGUGCUUGUGGGAACAUCUUUAUAGUUAUUGCUGAAAAAAUUGUAAACAAAAUUGACAUUGUGAGAAAGUGCUUUAUCAUGGUGCAAAACCUGCAAGUUUUGAGCUUCUGACAACAAGUCGCUUAACCAAAGAAGCUAUCUUUGUGAUUGCUGCUUAGCAUUGAAUGGUCAAAAUAUUUUCAGCAUUAAAAAGCUGUAUGCAAUAAUCAUACAAUUUUGUGCUAUAUUUGCCCCAAGUAUUUGACUGCAAACUAGCGUUACAGUCAUACUAUACCAAGACAAUGGUCACUUUAAGUGGAGAUCAUGAAAAUUUGGACAAAAUAGAAUAUUUUUGAAUUUUGCUCCAUAUGGUUUGUUUUUACUCGCAUAUGGUUUGAAGUUUUAUUUUAUCUUUUCAAGGUACAUAUGCAAGUAUUAUAACAACAUUUUAAACCCCCCUCCCCCAACUACCAAAUAUAUCAAUCUAUAGUAUUUAUGACAGCUUUAAAGGAGGGUAUUGGAUAUUAAUUUAAGUAACAACAUUUGUUACUGUUAAAAAUUUCAAGUGAUCACUGUAAAUACAAGGUCUGUUAAAAAAAAUUUCCGACCUUUGACUCAAGAUAAGACUGGCAAUCCUUGAGCGUUGUAAAACUAAUCAACCUCAAAGUAGUCAGUCUCCUUUGGACUCCACAUACUUCUACCAGUGGUGCUGCCAUGGUUGGGCACAUUCCAAGAAAGUCUGUUUCCAACUGGAAUUUAGCACAGCUGUGGUUACUGCCAUAGUGUCUUCUGUUGUCUGUAAUCUCUUUCCUUUCAAUCAUCUCUUUAGUUUAGGGAACUGCCAGCAGUUCCAGGAGGACAUAGCCAUAGAGGCCAUCAGGAAAAAAGCCUGUUGAAACACAGAAAUCUGAUUUUUUGCAAAAAAAACUCUGAAUCAAGUGCAAGAAAUGUGUCGGAAGAUCCUCGCCAAAAAAGUCGUCUGCAAGUUUUGAGAGGUUCCAUGUGGUUUUCACCCAGUUUCUGGCAAAAUUUGAUGCAGUAGCGCUGCUCCAGUUUUUAAUCAUUUACCUUAAAACUAAAAAGAUUGACCAGAACAGUGCACUACCUCCGCCAAAUGCUUUUUGCCAGAGACUGAAGCUAUAAAUGGACUGUAAAAAUUAAUGUGUGCACAAAUAUUUUAGGUCAGAUUCAAAUCCCUCAUGUUCACACAAAAAAAAAAAAAAUAAGGUUGGAGACUUUUCUAACAGACCUUGUAUGUCUAAACUGUUAGCCUUUGUUUCCUGUAACAAUCAGUUUGUUAAAUAUUCAUUUUAUCUAUGUAAUAUAUGCAAAAAUGUUGUUUAGCAAUCAAUACUAAAUACUAUAUGUAUAUACUAUUAAAGUUCAUAGUUUUAAAAGUGAACAAUAAAAGUAUUUUUAUUUUCUGGGA
Messenger RNA from Uloborus diversus, 3061 nucleotides. RefSeq names its product ragulator complex protein LAMTOR1-like (gene Lamtor1). Lineage: Eukaryota; Metazoa; Arthropoda; Arachnida; Araneae; Uloboridae. The coding region runs from base 248 to 760 and encodes 170 amino acids. The record is from RefSeq and is a predicted model, not a curated record. Gene Ontology annotation, cellular component: membrane raft; Ragulator complex; late endosome membrane. Gene Ontology annotation, molecular function: molecular adaptor activity; guanyl-nucleotide exchange factor activity. The transcript has 6 exons. Gene Ontology annotation, biological process: cholesterol homeostasis; positive regulation of TOR signaling; endosomal transport.